This is a messenger RNA of Strongyloides ratti, 1332 nucleotides long. RefSeq names its product SMAD domain, Dwarfin-type and MAD homology 1, Dwarfin-type domain and SMAD/FHA domain and MAD homology, MH1 domain and SMAD domain-like-containing protein. Gene Ontology annotation, cellular component: heteromeric SMAD protein complex. Gene Ontology annotation, biological process: BMP signaling pathway; regulation of transcription by RNA polymerase II; SMAD protein signal transduction. The transcript is spliced from 2 exons. Gene Ontology annotation, molecular function: DNA-binding transcription factor activity, RNA polymerase II-specific; RNA polymerase II cis-regulatory region sequence-specific DNA binding; I-SMAD binding. Lineage: Eukaryota; Metazoa; Nematoda; Chromadorea; Rhabditida; Strongyloididae. Bases 1 to 1332 code for a protein of 443 amino acids. The record is from RefSeq and is a predicted model, not a curated record.
AUGAAUAAUCUUUUUACAUUUCACGGACCUGCUGUAAAAAAAUUACUAGGAUGGAAGCAAGGUGAUGAAGAGGAAAAAUGGGCUGAAAAAGCUGUUGAUUCAUUGGUAAAAAAAUUAAGAAAGAAAAAAAGUGGUAUGGGAUCUAUAGAAGAUCUUGAGUAUGCAUUAGCUAAUCCUGGUUGUGUUUCAAAAUGUGUUACAAUACCAAAAUCACUUGAUGGUAGACUUCAAGUUUCUCAUAGAAAAGGCCUUCCACAUGUAAUUUAUUGUCGUGUUUGGAGAUGGCCAAAUUUACAGUCACAUCAUGAAUUAAAACCAAUUCAAGGAUGUUUAUAUCCAUAUGAUUCAAAUAAUAAAUCUGAUUUUAUUUGUAUUAAUCCUUAUCAUUAUAAAAGAAUUGAAAAUAUACCACAACCUAUAUUUUCAAUAAAAAAUCCUAUUUCUCAAGAGGUACCUUCAACAAUGACAAAUUCUCCUGCUAAUCAGUAUUUCAGUCAGGAACAAUAUUAUAAUAAUCUACAACAAACCAUUCCAUUAAAUUUUUCAGAUACAUCUUAUCAACAAUAUUAUAAUCCACAAUAUUAUGGGCCAUCACCUCAAUCUUCAAGAGGUUCUUUCACAGCAUGGUCUCCAUCGGCACUUAGUGAUGAUGAUGAUAAUGCUAUUAAUAAUUCAAAUAAACAAUAUCAAUUAGCUCAACAAAUUAUGUAUCGUCAACCAACAAAUGAUGAACCUGAUUAUUGGUGUUCUAUAGUUUACUAUGAAUUAAAUACAAGAGUUGGAACUACAUACAAAAUAACUUCACAAAAAGUUACAGUAGAUGGAUUUACAAACCCAAUAGAUUCAUCUGAUAGAAUAUGUUUAGGAUUGUUAUCUAAUGUUAAUAGAAAUUCAACUAUUGACAAUACCAGAAGACACAUAGGACGUGGAGUAACAUUACAAUUGAUAGAAUCAAAUGUACUACUAACAAACAAUUCACAAUUUCCAAUUUUUGUACAAUCAAUUAAUAGCAAUUAUAAAAUGAACCUAAAACCAACUACUGCUUGUAGAGUACCUUCAACAGCAACAAUGGAAAUUUUUAAUACUAAUUUUUUUUUAGAAAUGUUAGAAAGAGCAAAACUCGAAGGGUAUUACAAUGUAUAUGAUUUACAAAAAAUGUGUUAUAUAAGGAUGUCUUUUGCAAAAGGAUGGGGUGAAUCAUAUCAUAGACAAGAUGUUACUUCAACACCCUGUUGGUUAGAAAUUCAAUUAUGUAAACCAUUAGCACACCUUGAUGAUGCUUUAUCAAUAAUGGAACCACCAGAUAAUGAAAAAAUUUCCUCCGUCUCCUAA